Messenger RNA from Saccostrea echinata, 2790 nucleotides. RefSeq names its product neuronal calcium sensor 2-like. Gene Ontology annotation, molecular function: calcium ion binding. Bases 412 to 990 code for a protein of 192 amino acids. Lineage: Eukaryota; Metazoa; Mollusca; Bivalvia; Ostreida; Ostreidae. The record is from RefSeq and is a predicted model, not a curated record. The transcript has 6 exons.
AAAGGGAAGCUUAUAGGGUAUUUACCAUCUUGUUAAGUUCAACUGCCUGCCAAAUCUACUGAUGCAGGCACGCAACUCCAAUCAUUUGUAAAAGAUAAAAGCUGUUUUUCAAAGAAAUGGGUGAUGAUUAGGAUUUUUUCACUAUGGGAAGUGAUUUUAAAUGCUAAUUCCAUAUUUUUUUUAGAAGGGAAUUAUACGACGACGGAGUGUAAAAUAUAAAUAUACAAGUAUUGUGAGGGAGCACUUAUUUUUUUACGAUUUGUUGAGGGGAAAAAAGGAAACAUUGAUUUGAAAAGAAACUGCUGGGAUAGGGUUCACAAACAUUCUUGACUGACUUCACACACAGGAAAACAUAAAAGUACAGGUGAACCAUUUCCUCUGAACUUGGAGAAGUUUUCACAGGCAAAUAAGAUGGGGAACAAAUCAUCAAGCAAGAAGCUUCCCAAGGAAGACUUGGAAUUUUUGUGCUCAAAUACAAAAUUCACAAAGGCAGAGAUUAAAGAUUGGUACAGGGGUUUUAUGAGGGACUGUCCAGAUGGAUUGUUGUCAAAGUCCAAGUUUUUGGAAGUUUAUUCUACAUUCUUCCCCACCGGAAAUCCAGACAAGUUUUGUAAUCAUGUAUUUAGGUCCUUUGAUGGAGACAACAGUGGCAAAAUUGACUUUAAGGAAUUCUUGCUUGCCAUAAACAUCACCUCUGGUGGUGACCCAAAGAGCAAACUGAACUGGGCCUUCACUAUGUAUGAUAUUGAUGGGAAUGGUACCAUUGAAAAAGAUGAAAUGGUGGAAAUAAUUGGGGCAAUUUACAAUAUGCUGGGAAGUGCAUUGUGUGGACAAGGAGAAGACACACCAGAAAAAAGGACAGAGAAAAUUUUUGAAAAAAUGGAUGAAAAUGGUGAUGGACAUUUAACAAAACAGGAGUUUAUAGAAGGCUGCAUGAAAGAUCAAGUUCUGUAUCAAAUGCUAACAGCAGAUGCAGCAACCAACCAAUAAUGAUACCCUAAAAGAAUUAAUUCCAUUUCAUUCAACAUUUCACAAAGAACAAUUAUCUGCAGCGUGAGAGUUAUAUACACUGUGGCAAUGUGAGAGAAUCUUAUUGUUCCUAAACAAAGCACCUUCAGUAUCAGAUUGAUUUUUUUUAUAAGAUGUAAAAAGCAAAAAGAAAAAAAAACAUUGGUUAUUCUUCGUAUGUUUAAAAACCAAACUGAUUUUGUAUUUUAACUUAUCAAAUGCAAGCAAUGAGGUGUAAAACAUUUAAUUAAUGUCAGAGAAAAAAGCGUAAAAUUUGGAUUUAUUUAUAUGUAUAUAGUUUUCACCAUUUUUUGGUACUGAAUUAUUAUCACUUGAUUCCAUAAAAUUUGAUCAUAGAAUGUGAUAUGGUAUAAUGCUAACUUGUGGCUACCGAACAGUUUGUAUUUCAUUCCUCCAAGUCAUGUUUGUAUUCUGAAUGCAGAAGUUGGCUACAACAACAAUACAUAAAUAUCACUAUAACUCUUGAGUGAUACUCAUAGAAUUAGUCGCUGCCCAGUUUAUAUUGGCUGUCCUUUAGCAAGAUAAACAAGAUUUGAUUGUGUGCCUACAAUAUUGAAAACAGAUGGCACAGUAAUGGAAUCACCUUAUAUAAUAGUUUCUUUUGUAGAAUUUUUCAACUAUAAACACCAUAUAUAUUGCCUAUGUGUAAUCAAGAUUUUGCAUAUAUUUUAGUUGCAAAUAUUCAAAAAGCAAAGCAAUGUAAGUCCAAAAUCUGAGUGCAGCUUCCAGAGCUUGAUUAAGAAAGCAUUUAAUUAGUACAUGUAUCCUGUUAUUUCUGCCCCAACAUUUACACCUUUUUCCUAGAAAAACCAGUGAAGCUCAUCAUAAGUUUUUGGUAUUCAUUGUUGUGCAAGAAUGUUUCAUUAAAUGCAAUUCAUUAAUUCAUUGAUUUGCAUGCGGCUGCUAGCAUAAAGUAAUGGAUGUAUUCUACAAAUUAUUUAUGUUCAAUCUUUAAUUGUUUACAAACUGAUUGUUGUAAUCAAGUGAGCUCAUAUUGUACCUAAACCUCAGCUUCACUUCAUAAGUUUACACAAUGUGCAUCUCGUAGCAUAUAUAUUUUCUCCUUAAAAAGUUCAACGAAAAUUAGCACCAUGAUGGGAAGCAUUAUUUUCAGUUUUAGAAUUUGAGUUCAUUUGAAUAAAUCUCCAUAAAUUCAUUUAAGAUAUGUAUUUUUAAAUAAUGAAUUUUGGGAAUAACUUGUUUUAUGCAAGUGUAGUGAUUUAAAUAGAAAGGGAUUGAUAUUUUUUGUUUGUGAGUACCAAAGCCCACUAUUUCCUUUCAAGGUCUAACCCAUUUCUAAUUUCAAUGAAAUUGGAGGAUAUUUCAUUCUUUAAGUUAGAACAUAAAAUCAAAAUGUAAAAAUUGAAAAUCACAGAUCGUAAUUAAAACUAUAUAUGUUACCAAUAGUUCAGUGUAGUUGCAAUUUUUCAUUCCAUUAUAUAAAAGAAAUAUGUUCUGAUUCCAGUUUAUAACAUAGUGUAAUUAGUAAUUACCUAUUAUUAACAGUGUCCUAUUUUGUUUGCAAUUUUUUGUGUUCAUUUAUUUGAUUGUGUUCACUCGAUCCUCUCUGAAAUACAAAUUUGGUGUUCACAUUUGUUGUUAUAAUAACUAUGUAUUUCUUCUAUUAUUUUUGUUACUUUUAUGCCUAUUUUACACUAACUUUAUUGCUGGACAAUAUGCUGAUUAGAUAAUAUAUUAUACGUAUUAUGUGCAAAGCAUUAUCAUGAAAUAAAUGUUCGAAUAAGAGAAGAAUAAGUGAAA